Molecule: messenger RNA, 2702 nt
Organism: Pyricularia grisea
Lineage: Eukaryota; Fungi; Ascomycota; Sordariomycetes; Magnaporthales; Pyriculariaceae
Exons: 4
Coding region: 289-2403 (704 amino acids)
Biological process (GO): positive regulation of DNA-templated transcription
Cellular component (GO): SWI/SNF complex
Molecular function (GO): DNA binding; histone binding
Source: RefSeq, a predicted model, not a curated record
UCGACGCGACACCUAGUGAAGCCCGGUCCAUCGCGCGUGUCCCUGCCCCAAUUUGAAUCCAUCGACAUUUGACAGCCUACAACCACAUACAAAGUGCCUCAAACCCUUCGCGGGCAUUUUCACUCAUCUGCUUGCGACACAUAUUCGAUGAGGCAUUGAUUGAUUUCUAGAGUUUUCAAGUGCCUUCUGUUGUAACCGGGCGCGACUCGCUUUCCCUUCGCCGUUGGCUGCAGAAAUCCAAUCAGAGGUGCCAUUAGUUUUCUCCGGAGCGCGCGUCCGUCGCCAGCUAUGGAUGGAACCGCCACAUUCGGCAGUGCCGCGCAAAGCGCAUCGCCGAGCAACAACCCGGCUGUAGCGCAACCGUCGCAAGAGUCCGAGAAUCAGUCAACCGCUCCCAAGGCGCCCGAAGAUGUCCAGAUGUCAGAGGGGAUCUCGACCGAUCCGCCCAUUAAGCAAGAUAGCACAACCCCCGCCCCUCCCCCAACGGCAGAAAACCCAAUCGAUGCGCCCGAGGGUCCCCCGGCUGAGACUACAGUCGCUCGUGAAGAUGAGGAGAUGCGCGAUAGCCAGGACGUGCCUACCGAUGCACAGCCCAAAGAUGGUGAGGCGCCGGCAAAUGGCGCUGGCCAAGAAUCCAAGUCCAAGGAGACUCUGGAGAACGCGGCGCGCGAGCAUUUGAUAUCGCAGACCUACGCCAUCGUUCUUCCGAGCUACACUGUCUGGUUUGACAUGAACGCUAUCAACAACAUCGAGAAGAAGGCACUGCCUGAAUUCUUCAACAGCCGGAAUCGCAGCAAAACUCCCGCUGUGUACAAAGACUACCGCGACUUUAUGAUUAACACAUAUCGUCUUAACCCGGCCGAGUAUCUCACCGUCACAGCUUGCAGGCGCAACCUGGCCGGUGAUGUGUGCGCCAUCAUGAGGGUGCAUGCAUUUUUGGAGCAGUGGGGACUUAUCAACUACCAGGUUGAUGCGGAGCAAAGACCAGCGCCGGUGGGACCUCCUUUCACUGGACACUUCAGGGUCAUUUGCGAUACCCCACGAGGUCUACAGCCGUGGCAGCCUGCUGCAGAUCCUGUCUUGCUCCAAGGUAAAGCAAGUGGCCAAACAGAUGCCAAGGCUGCUGCUACGCCUGCACCAAAGACCGAGCUUAACCUCGAAGUUGGCCGCAACAUAUACGAGGCAAACGCAAAAGGCACAAAGCUCACUUCCAGCGACAACAAGACCAACGGCGAUGUGCCGACCACCAACGGCACUCCUGCUGGCGCCGCUGGUUCCACCACUGAUGGUCUUACCAAGGCUCCAAUCUCAAAGGUCACAUGUUUUACCUGCGGCAAGGAUUGCACCAGGGAAUAUUACCACAAGGUGCAGACCGAAGGCGGUGCCAACGUCCCCAAGCGGGACUUGUGCCCUGGAUGCUAUGCGAGCUCAAGAAUGGAUGCCAAGGAAGACAACAUGGGCUACGAAAAGAUGGAGAACCCACAGUAUCCCGCUACGGUGGAUCGCGAGGCACCAUGGACCGAUGAGGAGACUGUUAGGCUCCUGGAGGCGCUGCAAAAAUACGACGAAGACUGGGGCGAGAUUGCGAAUCACGUUGGCACACGGACCCGCGAGGAAUGUGCACUUCACUUCCUUCAGCUGGAUAUCGAGGACAAAUAUCUUGAUACCGAACCGCUGCAAGCAAGUGUCCCGACGGGAUUCCCUACGAUCGGUAAUGACAAGCUCUUGCCAUUCUCGCACGCCGACAACCCAGUCUUGUCCGUAGUUGCGUUUUUGGCAACGCUGGCAGAUCCUACAAGCGUGGCCUCCGCUGCUGGUCGCUCGUAUGAGGACCUCACAAAGGCGCUCAGGAAGCAGCUCGAGCUUGGUGAUUCAUCACAAACCAAUGGAAAGGGCAAGGAGAAGGAUGGCGACAGCAUGGACGUUGAUAUUCAACAGGAGACCACAACGACAACAACCACUACGACCACGACGACCAAGACAUCUAUUCAGGGCCUUGCUGGUAUUCCUCUAGCUGCUACUGCCUCUCGAGCCGGUGGUCUGGCAUCGCACGAGGAGAGAGAGAUGACACGCCUGGUCUCAGCUGCGGUGAAUGUUACGCUGCAAAAAGUAGACAUGAAGCUGAAGUUCUUCAACGACAUGGAGUCCGUGCUGCAGGCUGAGAGGCGGGAACUUGAAAGGGCGCGGCAGCAGCUUUACCUUGACCGUCUGGCCUUUAGGCGGCGUGUGCGUGAAGUUCAGGAAGGCCUUAAGGCGGCCGUCGCAACUGGUGGUGAGCAAGGCCUCCGAAUGGCACAAGAUGUGGCCAUGGAUGGUGAGCGUCUCAGCUUCCAGGCGCCGCCUGAUGCCGGCGCCGUUCAGCCUUUGAGCGCCGAGGGUCAGGUCAAGACAUUUGAGGCCUAGGAGCCACAUUCCAUUCGAAAUUUCGAUGAUGGAUGUGGUGGCACGGUUGGCGCUGUGAGACAGGGUGGUUGUGUUGUUUUACAAAAUGUAUUGCUAUAAGCGGAGAUAUUGGGAGUAAUUCUUAGGGGUUCAAACGGGUAUUUAGUUUAUAUGGAGUUCCGUUUCGUUCGCUGCAUAUUGUAAUCAAGUUUGUUCUAUGUUCUGACGACGUGCUAAACAAUCAAACUGGCGAUGGACUGAGCCGGGUCUUCUAGACAGGAACAGGGCAAGAGACAAAUACCUAGGUAGGCAAUACCGAC